Molecule: messenger RNA, 4994 nt
Organism: Hydractinia symbiolongicarpus
Lineage: Eukaryota; Metazoa; Cnidaria; Hydrozoa; Anthoathecata; Hydractiniidae
Exons: 2
Coding region: 1766-3208 (480 amino acids)
Source: RefSeq, a predicted model, not a curated record
AAUCACCCGACCAUCAUGCAAAGGCUUCAACGUUGUCUUUUUUUAUACCGGUAGGGCGAGCCAAGUGAGGAAGAAUCAAGAAAUAACUUUCAAAAACAGCAGAUUUUUUUUAAAUUUUAGUGGAUAAACUUUCGUGAAUGAACAAUUUAGAAAGUUUGUACUGAAUAAGCUUUCGCGAAUGGCCAUUUUUGAAUGUUUUGCUGGAUAAUGCUGUGCGAAAAAGGCCAAAAAACGUGAAAUUCGCAAAAGUUCCUCUCGCAAAAGUUUCUCCGAAAAAAAGUACAUUGAUUUUUUUGAUUUUUUUUAAUGAGGCUUAAAAUGGAACUUAAUAUAGCUGUGACUUUGCUCUAAAAUUCAUGUCAAGUAAAAAUUAAACCCAGUAAAAAAAGUUGCAGGCACUUUGUGCUCCCUCUGGUGCUAGUAGAUUUAAAGGCUGCAAGAAGAUAUAAUUUUUCAAUGCUAUAUCAAUGGGUGCAACUGUUUUAUGUUUUCCUGGAUUUUGUAUUGCCUCAUACUUUUCUCAAAAAGAAAUAGAAGAAAGGUUCAGAAGAAAUUUUAGAUUUUAGAUAGACUUGAAGGCUCUAUAUAGUUAAAAUUUUAAAUAUAUAUUGUUGCAAAAAUUGAACUGCAUAGAGAUACUAGCCAGCCAGUCACAACCCUUUCCGUUAUACAUAAAAAUAAAAUGUUAUAGAUAAAAAGCCACCAAGGAGCCAAUGAGUUUGAAACACAAACAUCAUUUCAGCCCUGGCCCUGUCUCUUAUAGUCCCUAUCCAUAGUUUUGCCAUUCUUUUUUUUGGCAAUCUAAGUAUUUGUUGUUGGCUAAGUUAGGUGUGCUCAUUGGUCUGUUGGCUCAUUGGCUAUGUUGCCUCCUUGGUUAUAUUGGUGUGUUGGCUUGUUCGCCAAAUUUUGUUAAAACUACAACAGUAUUUUAAAGUUGCUCUAAAUAGGGUUGGUCGGUCAGUGAAUGGAAAAAAAAUAUCCAGUCAUUCAGGUGCACAAAUAAUACCAAUAUAUAUUUAUUAAUAACUUGUGCACCUUGUUUUAUGAAUCUUCCACGUACCAUUUUAAACUAGUUCUCAGGAUACUUGACACUCGUGAGCAAGUAAAGCAAAAUAAUAAUAAUGAGCAAAGACUGUGGGGAGACAACCAGUACAUAUAUAAAUUUUUUGUUCUAGUUCUUCUGACUCUCUAAUAGAUGUCAAAGUUGCAAUCAAAAGGUAGGGUCAGUCAGGUGGCAUUAACACCAAAUAUUUUUUAUGUCUGGCCUACCUUAAUGAAAUAAAUUUUAGUGAUUUUGCAAAUUUUCAUGCUUUUUAGAAAUGUUUUAAAUGCCCUUGUUGCUUUUCCCGAAAAUAAUGUUCUUGUGAAUUCAUUUUUUAAAACCAUUCUUUUCAUUUUUUAAAAGCAAAAUUUUGGUAUAGUAACUUAUCAAUUUUUGACACUGCUCGUACUUUGCUCAAAUAUCUUUCUUAAUAACAGAAAUAUUUUUUCUUUUAUUGAAGCAUUGUCUACUAAACUAUCCACAAUAUUAUAAAUACUAAACAGACGAACCGAAAUAAUACCUUUACCCAAAAUAUUUAAACUCUGCAUCCAGUUUAUGCAUAAAAUCCUCUUCUAGAGUCUCCUAAAUAUCCUAACUAAUAAAAAAUAAUAGUUGCAAAAUAAGUGGAAACCCCUUUUAAAAUAAUUAGCUUAUCAUGGUUAUUGUUAGUGGUAAUAUUUUUAAAGUGGUUAUUGUUGUUUUGUAAACAAAUGAUAUACCGCAAUGGCGUCAUCACGAACUCGACAUUCCAGUGCAUUAAGCAACCCACUUUCUGAAAGCAGUACUACUGGUUCUCUUCAUCCUGAAGAUGACAAUAACUGUUUGCUGCAAUCCACAGACACAUGUGGCUCACUAUGGUUGCAGUAUUCGCUGAUAGCACAGGAAUAUAGUGCAAAAAAUAAAUCUAACUCCUCGUGCUGUCAUGAUAGUCGCAUACGUCCAUGGCUGUUAAAGCUAACCUUCUUGAUUGUAGUAGGACUUGGCUUGUUUAUUUGUUCUCUCGAAAUGAAGUUUUCAACAUACGGUCCGAAAAGAUUAAGCCUCAACGGUGGAGAUCAACGAUUGCUGCCGGUCUCCACGUAUUUUAAUGGGGAACUUCGCGUGACAACUGCAAAAGUGGAAGACCUGCAAAGCUUGAAGCUACAUGUGUUUUCCGAGAUGCCAAAUGUCAAGAACGAGACCGUCUCUUAUAACAGUGGAGUCAGGUUUCACAUGAGUUCGUGGACGUAUCAAUAUUGGGGCUUGUAUUUAUUGGAAGGAACCAUUGUUAAAAUCUCCAUCUGUGCCGAUCUCCACUUGCAGUUCUAUAUUUUAAGAGGAGACAAAAAGUUGAAGCAAUGGACUCAAACAAUACUCUACAAUAACUAUGAUUAUCACACUAGUAUUCAUCCGCAGCCGUCGUGUGACCACGUCACUAAAUUUAAAUCGCAUUUGUUGACUGUGACCAAGUCGGAUGUUUACUACAUGUCGUUUUCGAGUUCAGUCGGUUGGCGUUUUAUCACGCAAGUGUCGGUGCUCAUGGAUUUUAAUCGCACCUAUUUUGAAUCGUCAAAACUUAAGUAUUCCUGCAUGUUGUCAAAUACGUCUUGUUACGCAAAGCUUCAAUAUGGGUCGAACGAGAUAACCAUGCUUGAAGCCGUCCAAACCACAAAUGCAUCGUCAAGUUGUUUUCAUGUGAUAGCGUUUCGUUACGAAAUGUCAUCGAGACGGUCUUUUUAUUUGCGUCUUUUCGGCAAUAUCUAUCUCAUCGCGGUUGUAGCGACUGUUCUUUAUACCAUAUGGAGACUUUGUGUGAGGGGUCGUAGCGGAACAGCCGAAGAAAAAGAAGCUCUUGUAACUCCUGUUAGACGCUAUGCACAUUCUUUAAAAAGUCCGCUUGGUGAAGAGGGCGCAGAUGGAAGGGCAUGGGUAGUCGUCACUCCUCUUUCCAGCGCCUCAACAGAGCAAUUGUACGAAGUUGCAGAGAGAGACAAUGUUUCUAUUUUGCGAAGUUUCGAGGAAGAGCAAGAACGUCGCACUAGUUUGUCGAAUAUAUCACGUGACUCAUUGUUUAUGAGAAACCGUAAUGAUUCGACUUUGAACGAUAUGUAUCGAGCAGUACAGUACCAGAACGAGCAGCAGUUGCUUGAUUCAUGCAUGACUUCUGCUGGUGUCAGCGCAAUAUGAUGAUUGAUUAAUAAAAUUUAGUUAAAAGGCUUACCUCCCCCCCAAACAAACAAGUUAGUUUAAUGGCAGUUUAACCAUGGAGGUAUCCAUGGUUUAACUAAUUAUGUAGAAUCAUGACAUCUUACAUUAAGAACUAAAAUUUUCGGCGGAGAAACUUUCGGACACAAUUUGUUAUUUUAACUGAAAAAUUUGCGGACAAGAUUUAUAAAGUAAAAAAUGUAUGGGUAAGUCUUUUGAACGAAUUUUAACCAAAUUUCAAAAGUAAUGAUUAGGUGAAAAGACACAAAAUAAAGGCUAGAAUCAUUUAUAGUGUACAUAUAUUCAAUCAAGAUCUAAAAAAGGGUCUUCAGGAUCGAACCCUCGGCUUCUUUUUUUAAGAAAAUGAGAAGAACCAAAAUUUCCUGACAAAAAAGCUUUUGGCAGUCACAAAUUUUAGACGGAAAAAUUUUCGGACAAAAAAAAUCCGAAAGUUUUUCCGUCCGAAAAUUUUCGUUCCUUAAGUUAGAUCCUGAAUAAAAUUGCUGGUAAAAUCGAUAAUCAUGAUAACUAAGUAUUAAUAUCCAUGUAAAUAUGUUCAAAUAUACUGGAAAGGUAAAAACAUGUUUACUAUACCAAUACUUUUAUAAACUUUAGAAUAUAGCACUUCAUUUACAUCAAAUACAUGAAAACCGAUCGAAACAAAUAAAAAGAUUCAUAGACAACUUUUCAAUCUCUGUCAUAUGAAAACAACUUGCCUUUUCACGGGAGGUAAGCUUUAAGUUUUGAAAUUUAAAAAAAGUGUUUCGAAAAGCAAUGUUUUUGCCAGAUUCCACGAUAAAGAUAUCGUUACCAAAGAACUUUUCGAAUGUAUCAUUGGUACAAAAAGUCCGCAUUAACGUUUUUUGCAAGUUUAUUUCCCAGAUUUCACGAGUAUUUUUAACGCGCGAAUGUUUUUUAAAUUUUUUCCAUUUAACGCGGAAAUUCAGCAUUUUUGUAAGUUUGUAAAUAGUAAAAAUAUAUUAUACAAAAUAAAAUUCUCUUAUACGCUUAUUUUUAUAAAAUAUCAAAGUUCUAACCUGCCUGAUCAUUAUUCUUAUAAUUCUUUUGUUUUAGAUAUUCGUUUAAAGCAUAUUUUCAGAAGCAUAUUUUUAUAAAAGAAAUUUUAUGUAAGAAAAUGGCUCCACGUAACAAGAGGUUUAAUAUUUUACAGGUUUUGCUUAAAUGGUGUGGGUUCUUUUAAUUAAGAAACUAUUAACGAAUGCUUUGAAGAUUGAGGAAUAGCUAUAUUUAAGAUGGUAUUUAACAUAAUAAAGUAUUUGCGAGACUAUUUAUUUUCGAAGGACAAAAAAUAUUUAUGCGCCUCGGGUGUGACAAAAGCACAUCAUCGUUUGCAAAGAUUUUUCGCGGAUACAUGUUUUUAUAAGCAAUAUUAUUAAAAUUUAACUUCAAACUCAAAAUUGUAGCAGUUUGUAGUAAUAAAGCUGAGAACAGGCGACAAAAGGGGAGAAAGCUUUGUAUUUUGCGAGUGAGGCGCGUUUAGAUAAAAACAGGAAAUAUACCGUACGUACGAAACAGGAAACCACCACAAUUUCUCUUAGGAACCAACAACGACCUACGAGUGUAGCGUUUGAAGAGAAUCUUAUGCGUUUUGAACAUAUUUGAGCAUAAAUUUCGAGCAAAAAAAAAUCCCUUGGGCAUUUUUUUUUUCUUAAGCUUUAAACAACUAGGGGAUGUUAAAAUUAAGAAGUCGUUGAUAUAUGAAGUCUACGGUUAUGUUUAAACCCACGGUCACUUCGAUUCGUUACGG